UUCCGCGCUGAAUAGGAAGUGUGGGCUAGUAGCAUUGAGGGGGUAUACUAUAGCAACACUAAUAACACACGUAAAACAUACCGCGGCAGAGCUAAUCAAUGGUACACACCUAAUUAGUUUGCACCCAGUAGCGUGAUCGAAGAAGAACAUGGCCGAUAAAGAAGUGUAUGACGACGCUGUGGAGGAAAGAGUCAUCAAUGAAGAGUACAAGAUUUGGAAGAAAAAUACGCCUUUCCUGUACGACCUGGUGAUGACCCAUGCCCUGGAGUGGCCCAGUUUGACUGUCCAGUGGCUUCCAGAUGUCACAAGGCCGGAGGGAAAGGAUUACGCAGUCCACAGACUGGUUCUGGGAACCCACACAUCAGAUGAGCAGAACCACCUUGUCAUUGCCAGCGUCCAAGUGCCCAACGACGAUGCCCAGUUUGAUGCCUCGCAUUACGACAGUGAGAAAGGAGCAGAGUUUGGUGGGUUUGGUUCAGUAAGUGGCAAAAUAGAGAUUGAGAUCAAGAUCAACCACGAGGGAGAGGUCAACCGAGCUCGUUAUAUGCCCCAGAGUCCUUGCAUCAUUGCUACAAAGACCCCGACCUCUGAUGUCCUGGUCUUUGACUACACCAAACACCCAUCUAAGCCAGAUCCCAGUGGAGAAUGUAGCCCAGACUUGAGGCUGAAAGGCCACCAAAAAGAAGGUUAUGGCCUGUCAUGGAAUCCCAACUUGAGUGGCAACCUACUCAGCGCCUCUGAUGACCAUACCAUUUGUCUGUGGGACAUUGGGUCAGGCCCAAAGGAUAGGAAGAUCGUGGAUGCCAAGACCAUCUUCACUGGCCACACAGCUGUUGUAGAGGAUGUCUCCUGGCAUUUGCUUCAUGAAUCCCUAUUUGGUUCUGUGGCUGAUGACCAGAAACUCAUGAUAUGGGACACUCGCUCUAACAACACAUCCAAAGCCAGUCACGCUGUAGAUGCACACACUGCAGAGGUCAACUGUUUGAGCUUCAACCCUUACAGCGAGUUCAUUCUGGCCACUGGUUCUGCUGACAAGACUGUUGCACUGUGGGACCUAAGGAACCUCAAACUGAAGCUCCAUUCCUUUGAAUCCCACAAAGAUGAAAUAUUUCAGGUGCAAUGGUCUCCUCACAAUGAGACAAUCCUGGCCUCCAGUGGCACUGAUCGGCGUCUGAAUGUGUGGGAUCUAAGUAAAAUCGGGGAGGAGCAGUCUGCUGAAGAUGCUGAAGAUGGCCCACCAGAGCUGCUGUUCAUCCAUGGUGGCCACACAGCCAAGAUCUCAGACUUUUCCUGGAACCCUAAUGAGCCCUGGGUCAUCUGUUCCGUUUCUGAAGACAACAUCAUGCAAGUCUGGCAGAUGGCAGAGAAUAUCUACAAUGAUGAGGAGCCAGACACCCCAGCAUCAGAGUUGGAGGCCCAGGGAUCAUAAGUCACUUUGUACAGUCUCUUUUCAAACUCCUCCUUGUCCUUCGCUCCAAACCUAACCUGUCAUUCUCCUCUGCCUCAUUUCCACUGCAACAUCAAUCACUUGUAGGGCUUUUAAUUUUGGUUCAUUGCAAUAUUUUCAUAGUAAACUUGCCAUUUGUAUUUUUUUAUGUGCUGUUGACCUUAAAUAGAUAUUUUUUCACAUUAUGAUAAUGCAGGAGCAGACACAAAUGAUUGCUUUCAACAAAUGCCUGUUGUUUGAUUGUAUUCAGUGAUCCAGAAGAUGAACAAAUGUUUUCCAGACGUUUCUCCACAAUACUUAAACAGUAGGCUAUGUAUUAAAAGAUAUCCUGAAAGACAGACUGUGCGAACUUUGGGCCAACAAGCAAUGACCAGGGGCAGGCCACGACUGCACAUUUUGGUAUUGAUCCGAUUUCAUGUAAAUAGAGUGACGGUAUUGAUACCGAUACUUUUUACUUGACAUUUUUCAAGCUCAUUGAAUGAUUUUAUGAUUUAACCUAUAAUUUGUUGAUGAUUAGAAUCCGAAAACACAUUUUAGGCAAACAGAAAUAUUUAAAAAAAGAUUUGUGAGCAAUUUAGCAACAUUUAAAUACAACAAUAUAAGACAAUUCAACAAUAUCAACAAAAUAGUACCAUUUAUUUUUAUUUUAUUUUUUUUUACAAACAAUUGUUUGAGCAAAAUAAAGUCAGUAGUGCAAAAUGAGUAAAGAAAAGCAAAAACUAUUGGCUGCCAUUCAAAAUACAGUGGAUCCCCGCACAUUUGCAAUCCAGCAUUCACUGCUUUUUUGGGGGGGUAAGAAAAAAGAAAUAAAAUAUUUUUAAUUAAUUUUUUCCAAAAACAGUUUCCACAGAAAACACAUUUCAUUCACCAUAAAAGUGGGUAAUAACUUACAAAUACAUGAUAAUACAGGUUUAUGUCUUUAUGCUUCUCUGAUCAUGUUUUUUCGUCAAGCAUUGAGAUUUUGCACUUUGUUCAGCAGUCCUUGAAGGCACCAUAGUAUGGAAACACUAUCUUCCACAGUCAGUCCGGCCUCAAAUCUUGCAGCGAGGUGAACACAAGUUAAUAUGUGAUGGUAAAUCCUCACUGGAAUUACAACGGCAAGGAGUGUGGAUUAUGUAGACGCGGCUUCUCUAGCCUGCUAGCCUGACAACCAGGCUGAAGGCUAUACUGUGACUCCCGUUCCAUGCGUUCAUCUUGCAUUAUAAAUCAUUAGUGGUGAGUAGCUAUACAUUUUUUACUUGUGUUUAGUAAGGGUGUGAGGUAUAUUUGGGCAUUAACCCUGUUUUGUGUUGCUAGUAAACAGUGGCAAUUGAAGAGAGAAUGGGGGGUUCUGGAGCUGAAUAUAAUUAAUAAUUAUAACAGUCACUUUUUUUAUAAAUGUUGAUCAAAGAUCGGAGGAAAAUGCGAACAUCAAGCCAGCAGGAGGGUUUGAAAGAGGGAGGAGUGAGCCGUGUUUCAAAAAUAGAUCUUUUGAUGGGCGUAUCAACUCGCUGCUGGUCCCGUAACAUAAACGCAGCGAAAAGUGGGGAUCUACUGUACUUCAAAGCCCUUCAGUAUCCAACAAUUUAUUCUCUCGCUAUUAAUAUUUGGAUCGAUCCACCCAUCCCACCCAAACAGUUCGAUGGAGCGAGCUAGCACUAAUUGAAAUAACAGGAAAUUAGCAACACAACCAAGCAUUGGAUCCAAUGAAUCAUAAUAAAUUAGGAGGGUGUGGUUCUGAUGGAACAAAGAAAAAGCAGUUUGUUGAGAGAACAUACUGUACGACAUAAUGUACUUCAACAUGCUUGGAGUGAGUUUGCGGUGUACCCCAGGGGUCAAUACUGGGACCAGAGUUGUUUUAUAUGGAAAUGCUGUUUGUAAGGCCACAGAGGAGUGAACGUUGGUAUUAUCUGCAGAUGAUAAUACUGCAUCUUAUGACUGGUUGAAUUAAUUUCUCUGGGGAAAACCAGUCUAAACCUUUUUUAUUGAAUCGAGAGGCUCCGUAGAAUCGUCUUUAGUUUCACUUUACACCAUUUUUGUGUUUUUGUAUUCCGUCGUGAAGGAAAUGCAUGGUAUACAGGUGUGACAGAGUUGAGCUGCAAUGCCCCCCCCCCAACCCCAUCCACACCCCAUUACCAACAAAUUACAAUAAAGAUUUUGUAA
Molecule: messenger RNA, 3589 nt
Organism: Dunckerocampus dactyliophorus (ringed pipefish)
Lineage: Eukaryota; Metazoa; Chordata; Actinopteri; Syngnathiformes; Syngnathidae
Product: histone-binding protein RBBP7
Exons: 12
Coding region: 149-1429 (426 amino acids)
Biological process (GO): regulation of gene expression
Cellular component (GO): ESC/E(Z) complex; NuRD complex; nucleus
Molecular function (GO): histone binding
Source: RefSeq, a predicted model, not a curated record